Messenger RNA from Ceraceosorus guamensis, 765 nucleotides. RefSeq lists its product as hypothetical. The transcript has a single exon. Gene Ontology annotation, molecular function: dGTPase activity. Gene Ontology annotation, biological process: dGTP catabolic process. The annotation marks the transcript as partial. Gene Ontology annotation, cellular component: nucleus. NCBI's taxonomy places the organism in Eukaryota, Fungi, Basidiomycota, Exobasidiomycetes, Ceraceosorales, Ceraceosoraceae. The record is from RefSeq and is a predicted model, not a curated record.
AAGACCGCGAUCAUUGACGACGAGCUGCACGGAGAAGUCAGGAUCGAUGAACCGGUCUUGCUAGAUUUGCUGGAGUCGAAAGCUGUCCUGCGUCUCAGAGAUAUCCACCAGUAUGGUGUCAGUGCGCUCUUCGGUCAGACUGCUCCUGUUACCCGUCUAGAGCACAGCAUAGGCGCCAUGUUGAUCGUUCGGCGCCUCGGCGGGUCCGUAGAGGAGCAAGUUGUAGGACUACUUCACGACAUCUCGCAUACCGCUCUAAGCCACGUCAUUGAUUUCAGCCUAGGCGGCACAGGUGAAGGGGAAAGCUAUCACGAAGUACACAAGGAGCACUACCUGCACAGCACCAACAUCUCGGAGCUGCUGGCGAAACACGGCCUGAAAUUGGAGAAAAUUGCGGAGGAGAGCAAUUACGGCCUAGUGGAGAGAUGCUCGCCUCGCCUAUGCGCGGAUCGAUUGGACUAUGCCCUCAGAGAUACAGUCGCUAGCGGAAAUUUGAAGAGGUUGACGGCGCGAAAAGUCUUGUCAAGCAUCGUUGCUUGUCCCAAUCCUCAACAUCCGGAUCGAGUCAUUGCGAUGACAGAUGUGGAAGCUGCUCUGGCGUUAUCUCGAGCCUAUAUGCGAACGGACGCUAUGAUGUGGUCUGAGCCAACGCAAGCCAUGCUUUCGUCACAAGUCGCCGACUCAAUCUGGCAGAUGAUGCAGUCAGGUCAUCUGGAAGAGUCUCAUCUAUAUACACGAGCGGACAAGGAAUUUUGGGCCGAGAUG